Messenger RNA from Lodderomyces margitis, 2991 nucleotides. RefSeq lists its product as uncharacterized. The record is from RefSeq and is a predicted model, not a curated record. Lineage: Eukaryota; Fungi; Ascomycota; Pichiomycetes; Serinales; Debaryomycetaceae. The coding region runs from base 1 to 2991 and encodes 996 amino acids. The transcript has a single exon.
AUGGUUUCAACUAGGAGAUCGGGAGGGCCAGCAGUCAACAUUGAACUAAGCUUCAAUGGGAAAGAUUUGAAAAAGGUUAUUCCAAUUGCCGAGCAGAGAAGGCUUCAGGAAGAGGAACAAGAUCUUUCUGAUGAUGAACCAGAAUUGGUACAAAAGAAAGAGAGGCCAGAGAGAAGUUCAGCUGAUAACGAUGAAAGGGCAGAGGAUUUGGUUGCACGGGAAACUCGUACCACCAGAAGGGCAACCAGAGGAAGGCCAGCCAAAGCCAAAGGAAACACCAAAGCAACAGGCAAGACCAGCACUAAAGGCAACACCAAAGCCAGGGCCACACCCACUGCUACUACUACACGUAAAUCAAAUUUGGGUAGACGUAAAACAACCAAGCUUGUUACAUUAAAGGCCACAACUACAGCAAAAGGCAGUUCAAAGGAAACAGCAAACCCAAAGCCUACUACUCGAGCUACUCGUGGGACCAAGUCUACAAGAUCCAAAUCAACUGGUGCGACAGAGACCAGAAUCAGCUCAGAUGAGGAAAUACCAUUACUUACAAAGAAGGAAACUAGAGGAAGACCGAGAAAACACCCAAUUGGCCCCGAUGGCAAACCUGUCAUACCCGAUCCUUCACUGAAUCCAGCUACGUUGAGGAAAAGACGAGGUCGACCACGUAAUCCAGAAAUUAUCAUGGGAGAAAAACGAAAGUUCAAUGAGGCUGAUUUGAUUGCGGCAUCAGCAAAUGGUUACGCUUCCAAGAAGUACAAGGUUGCCUCCGAUAAACAAGAGGCUGGAGAACAGUCUCCAUCUACUAGUGAAAGCUCAGUGAAUGGUGUAACACAUGAGAGAAUUCCUUCGAUGCAGGGUGCUACAAUCCAGCCCAUCUCAGAAGUAAUUUCACAACAUGCAGCCACAUCGCCAAACAUCCACAAACACAAUAUUAAUCACUUGUUGUCCAAAGAUGCGCCAACAGCAGCAUAUCCUCCGAAUAGUUACGCAACAACAACCCCACCUACGAAUCCCUCGUCUGCUCCCUAUGCAUCACAUGUACAACCUCCUUCUUCAUCGUCAUAUAGCAGUGGAUAUAGUCCACAAUACCAACCAUACCCCCAACCACCAUACCUUCAACAGCUGCCUCCAUAUCCUUAUCAACAGUAUUCACAAGCUUUACACCCUCCUUAUCCAUUGGUCACCGGUUCGAUGAUGCCGCCACGCCAACAGCCUGCACCACCUACCACAUACUCUCAACAACCUUUGGCUCGAGGUCCUCCAGAUCUUUCAAGUGCACCAGUUCCAUUACCACUGCAUCGACAGCAGCCACUCCCAGCAGCCACCCCAUUACAAGAACCACAUGGACGUAUCCCGAUUACAUCUAUUAUAUCUCAAAAGAUUGAUUCCAAGGACCUUCCGUCGAUUUUGUAUGACGGGGAUACCACCAGAGGUGAUGGCGACGAUGACGAUGACGGCGAAGAUGAGAGAGAGGGAGAUGGUGAAGGUGAGGAUGAGGGAGAGGGAGAUGGUGAAGGCGACGACGGCAACGAAGGGAGAAAGACUAAACGCCGGUAUCGCAUUGAUCGUGAAAACAUCAAGAUCAACAAAAGAAUCAUGUCUCAGGAUACUGAGGAUGUUAUUAAAAUGUUUAGGAAAUUCGACGAUGAAGUGUUGACCAACCCAGAAGCCAGACAACGCUUGCUAUCAUUGGGUUUCGAAACUAGGAAAAGAUACAUCACCACAUUUAAACAUUAUAUUCGUUUCUGUUGUCGCAAAAAGAUGAAUGAUUUUUUUGUUACUGGUGAACUAAUGAGGGAAUUUUAUCAAGAACAAUUUGCAAUGAGUACCUCAAGCAAUCCAGUUAUUCGAUUGAGAAAAAUGGAUCCUGCUUUUUCCAAAUUACAAGAAAUCAACUAUAUAGUGUACAACUUGGAUAGCAAAGAGAUUCCUAAUCGCCAUAUUGCUUUGGAGUAUUUGAUUUACAAGGAAUUGGGUAAAGAACCAGGAGACAAUAUCGACUCAAUUAUUGAUGACAAGGGUGUUUACCAGAGUGAAUUGAUUAAAGGAAAGAGAAAGAGAAGAACUAACAGGAAGCAUAGAUCAAUUGACUAUCCCAUGGCCAUAUAUGCACCCGAAAAGGGGAGAAGGCCAAACCAUGGCACUGAUGGCGGCAACCAGACACUUUUAGUUCAUCCUGCCUUACCUCCAUUACCUGCUUUGGUUAAGGAAAAUCAGGAAAAGUUACAGAAACAAAGAGAACAGGAAGUCCAACUUCGUCGUCGAAGUGACCACCUCCAAGGACUGAAUAAUGGAGCACACGAGUAUGUUGAAGAACAGACGUACCACCAACAUACCCCCAGCACCACUUUAGCCCAGAUUGAGCCCUCUUCGCACCAGCAACAUGUGCACUCUCAAUCUACAACACCACCGGUACCUAUGUAUCCGAAAAAAAUCACAAAGAAAAAUAUUGAAGAAGUGAGACGUUCAUUUGGCCGAUUAUGUGCCGAAAUCAACUCCUAUUUACAAGAUGCCGUCGGUGUUGAGCCAGCAUUUGUUUCCAAAUUGAGGGCCGACGUCAAUGCGCUGCUUAACCAAUUUGACUUGGAGUUGAAUGGCCCUCGUCCGCCACGGCCACCACCACCGCAAACCACGGCAUCUGGUGUCCCCAUUUACGACUUACAGCAAAAUAUAUUCACCGUUUACGAGAUUCUUGAUGAAUGGUAUAAUGGCACUCCACAACAGCCUAGUGUUGCACAACGGUUGGAGCAAUAUGGUGAAGAGUGGAUUCGCGAUGAGUUUGAAUACAAUACGUUUGUUGAGCGUCGCAGUGUUGUUGAGUUUGUUGAACGGUUGAGCAAGGAAACUAAGGUUGACAUUUGGGUCAUUGCUAAUGAUUGUGACAAGUAUAUUCGUGAUAAGUCAAUAUUGGAUGAAUUCAUUAGUGAGAUUGAAUUGGACGUUGAGGACUUGUUCAAGAGAAUUUUGAGGUAUAGGCAGAGAAGGGGGUAG